Lolium perenne is the source of this 1942-nucleotide messenger RNA. Its product is annotated as probable LRR receptor-like serine/threonine-protein kinase At3g47570. The record is from RefSeq and is a predicted model, not a curated record. Gene Ontology annotation, molecular function: protein kinase activity; ATP binding. Gene Ontology annotation, biological process: protein phosphorylation. NCBI's taxonomy places the organism in Eukaryota, Viridiplantae, Streptophyta, Magnoliopsida, Poales, Poaceae.
AUACCAUGUUAGGGAAAUAUGCUUGUUGUAUUACCAGGGGGCCAAAGGCCACAAUAUAUAGUACAUGUACAGGUGCACAUAUGCAGAAAGCCCCCUAACAUAUGGGGAAACUACAAUAUACAGAUAUAUACAUCUAACAAUUUCCAAUAACAAUCUUCAUGGCAGUGUUCCAAUGGAGAUAUUCAGAAUCCCAUCAAUAAAUUCAAUUGAUUUAUCUUUCAACAACCUUGUUGGACAACUUUCUACUGAAAUUGGCAAUGCCAAACAACUCUUACUCCUAGGACUAUCAUCAAAUAAGCUAUCCGGAGAUAUCCCAAGCACUCUUGGUGAUUGUGAAAGUUUAGAAGUUGUUGAGUUAGACUCAAAUAGCUUUAGCGGAAGCAUUCCCACUACAUUAGCCAACAUCACCAACUUGAGGUUUUUGAACCUUUCUACCAAUAACUUAACUAGGUCAAUACCAUCAUCUCUUGGGAACCUAAAAUAUCUUGAGGAACUAGAUUUGUCAUUCAACCAUCUUGUUGGUGAGGUUCCAACAAAAGGGAUAUUCAAGAAUGCAACUGCCAUGCAGAUUGACGGAAAUCAGGGUCUUUGUGGUGGAGUUUUACAGUUACACAUAAUAGCAUGUUAUGUCAUGCCUUCAAAUUCAACUAGACACAAAGCACAUUUAUUUCUGAAAGUAGUUAUUCCAAUAACCAGCAUGGUGUCAGUUGCUAUGGUCAUAUUUGGCUUAUUACUCUGGAGAGGAAAACAAAAAAGCAAAUCUGUAUCUUUCCCAUCUCUUGCUACAAAAUUUCCCAAAGUUUCUUUCAGUGAUUUAGCCAGAGCAACACAAGGAUUCUCAGUGUCCAACUUAAUUGGCAGAGGGAGAUAUAGCUAUGUGUAUCAAGGAAGACUAGUUGAAGAGGAAAAUGAGGUUGCCAUAAAAGUGUUCAACCAAGAGACAAGAGGAGCACAAAAGAGCUUCAUUGCAGAAUGUAAUGCAUUGAGAAAUAUGCGGCAUCGUAAUCUGGUCCGUAUCCUAACUGUGUGCUCAAGUAAUGAUUCUAGUGGUAAUGAUUUCAAGGCCCUAGUGUAUGAGUUCAUGCCACGAGGAGAUUUACAUAAACUAUUAUACUCAACUAAAGACUACAAAGUCACACCAGAUGUCAACCUUCUUAGAAUGACUCAAAGAAUGAGCAUUCUGGUGGAUGUAGCGGAUGCAAUGGAGUACCUACACCAUAACAACCAAGGAACAAUGGUUCACUGUGAUCUGAAGCCUAGCAACAUUCUUUUGGAUGACAAUAUGACUGCUCAUGUUGGAGACUUUGGCCUCGCAAGAUUCAAAGUUGGUUCCGCAACGUCAUCUCUUGGUAACCCAAACUCUUCUUCAGCUGGACUAAUGGGAACGAUCGGAUAUGCUGCUCCAGAAUAUGCUGGGGGUGGUCAAGUUUCAACAGCUGCGGAUGUUUACAGCUUUGGUGUCAUCCUCCUGGAGAUAUUACUUAGGAGAAGGCCAACUGAUGACAUGUUUAUGGAUGGACUGAGCAUUGUGAAGUUUACAGAGAUCAGCUUCCCUGAUAGGGUAAUGGAGAUUGUCGAUCCUCAGCUGAUACAAGAGAUUGAGCUUUGCCAAGAAACUCCAACAGCAUCGAAGGAAAAAGGCCCAUGGAAGCACUUGUCUUGCUUUAAUAACAAUUAAAUAACUGAGUUGGUGUAUAAUUGCAAUUAUGUAAGGUCCCAGAUUUACAAAUCCUAACCAUCUUUAGGGCUUCGCAGGAACACACAUUUAAGUUAGUGCACACAAAAAGCAAAGAUGUGUAUCGUUUCCAUGCAUCAAUAUUAGCAAAUGAAAAUAUUUUUAUUGAGUAAUACUAGAUGUUAAAAGUUUAGUUGGUUUCUAUCAUAGCCUGACAUGACUUGCCACACUUUCUAUUUGUAUGGUCCAUUGGUCAUCGACAUAUAC